CCGUCAAAACAAAGCGGUAGGCAUUUGGAUAGUAGAUUAUUUUUCAUUUACGUGUUUCAAAAGUUAAGAUUAGGGACUAUCGUCUUUUGGUUUCAGUUCUGUGAAGAUAUUUGUAUGUAGAUCGACAUACCAAAGGCCAAAAAUGUCGCUGAAACAGGCGCUAGUCCGCCGAAGACCAUCAUCCUUGCUCGAUGACGACGACAGCGACAACGAGAAUCAAGUAACCGAAGCUUCAACAAUCAAUAUAGUGCCGGCUACAUCCGGAAACGAGCCUGUAUUCAAUGUGCAAGAACGGAAGAAUCCCCAAUCACAGUAUGAGAGUCUUGAUUAUGAUGUGUGUGAGAAUGUACUGUGGCAGCAGGAACACAGGAAGAUCGAACGGUGGUUUACCGUUCGGAAGGACUUUGCCCGAUGGAUAAUUUCGAUGCAGAUCGGUGUCGGCACAGCGUUGGUUGCAUGCGGAAUUAACAUCGUAAUUGAUGAGUUGUCCCGGAUCAAAUACACAUUCUUGAAGCGCACGGUCGAUGAAAAUGUGUUGACCGGAGACUUGAGUAUUCCCUAUUUGUAUUGGGUAUUAACCAACGUAGUUCCGGUGAUGAUUGGGGCGACACUAGUAGCCUAUGUGGAACCAGUAGCCGCCGGCAGCGGUAUUCCUCAAGUCAAAUGCUACUUGAACGGAGUGAAAAUUCCACGAAUCGUUCGAAUCAAAACAUUGGCUGUGAAAGCUGUAGGUGUGGCCACUUCCGUUAUUGGUGGAUUGGCCGGUGGUAAGGAAGGACCGAUGAUUCACAGCGGUGCGGUAAUCGCGGCCGGACUAUCACAAGGCAAAAGUACAACGUUCCGGCGAGACUUUAAAGUAUUUCAGUAUUUCCGCGAUGACCACGAGAAGCGAGAUUUCGUGGUUGGUGGAGCGGCUGCCGGUGUUGCGGCUGCCUUUGGCGCUCCUGUUGGAGGUGUUCUGUUUUCACUGGAAGAAGCUGCUAGCUUUUGGAAUCAAUCAUUGAUCUGGAGAACGUUUUUCGCAUCCGUCAUCAGCUCAUUCACUUUGAAUCUCGUACUGUCGGCCUACAACGGGCUGAGCAGUUUCCGCUACAGAGGUCUCUUUAAUCUGGGUGAAUUUGAGCCGCUACCUUUCGAAUACUACGAACUUCCUGUUUUUAUGAUUAUGGGUGUUUUCGGGGGAAUUUUCGGCGCUUUUUGGAAUAGCGUCAACACGCACAUCAACAUCUUCCGGGCCCGGUUUGUCAGAUAUCGUUGGGCUAAAGUGUUUGAAGCAGCCUUUGUUGCGUGCAUCGGAGCAACUUGUGCCUGUGCGAUGGCCUAUUCGAUCAACGAUUGUCGUCCCCUCGGGAAUGACCCUACCGAGACACCAGUGCAACUAUUUUGUAAUGAUAACGAGUACAAUGCUGCGGCCGCUCUAUGGUUCCAGACUCCCGAGGCAACCGUAAAAGCACUAUUCCAUGACCCCCCGGGAUCCCAUAAUCUUCUUACCUUGAUGAUAUUUGUACUGAUCUACUAUCCACUGUCGUGCGUAACGUAUGGAUUGAGUGUUUCUCUUGGAAUAUUCAUACCGACGUUGCUGGUGGGAGCGGCGUGGGGACGUCUGACGGCUUCUUUUGUGCUAUUGGCUUUUCCUGGAUCGAGUGUGUUUAUAAGCCCUGGCAAGUAUGCCCUGAUCGGAGCUGCUGCCCAGCUAGGAGGAACAGUUCGGAUGACUCUCAGCUUAACAGUCAUUCUGUUGGAAACGACCGGUAAUAUUGAAUUCGUUCUGCCGAUUAUAGUUACGUUGAUGUCCGCAAAAUGGAGCGGCGAUUACUUCAAUGAAGGAAUCUAUGAUACUCAGAUCAAAACGUCUAAAGUGCCUAUGCUGCCGUGGCAUGUGGAGCCGAAGCUGGAACAAAAGUUUGCGUGCAACAUUAUGAAUCAGCCAGUGAUUUGUGUGCGAAAAAGAGAAAAAGUUAACUACAUUAUUGAUAUACUGAAAAACACCAACCACAAUGGAUUCCCGGUGAUCGAGGAUGACGAAUAUACUACCAGAGGAAACGGAGUACUGAUUGGUGUAAUUCUGCGUUCGCAGUUGGUUGUAAUUUUAAAGCACAGCCUGUACAUAGAAACUCAUCGGCACUGGAGAGAUCUGAUAACUAUUGAACACUUCAGAAAGGAAUACCCGCGGUAUCCAACGAUUAUGGAUCUCCGCAUCAGCGAGGACAAAACGCUGAAAAACUACACAGUUGACAUGACAAGCUUCAUGAACCCAUCGCCGUACAGUGUUGGCCCGGAAACGUCAGUUCCGCGAACUUUUCAACUGUUUCGGGCACAAGGUUUACGCCAUCUAGUGGUAGUAACUCUCGAGAAUCGUGUCCGUGGCAUGAUCACCCGAAAGGACUUCCUAAGAGACUUGUGAUAUAAGACAAUUUAUUUCGUUUCUGUUUUUAUGCAUCACAACUUUAAUUUGUGUACGAAUUCGAUUUAAACAGUGAUGCGACAUUUCACAAGACAGCAGUUGAAUACUUAUUUUAUUGAAUUAACAAGAACGGUAAGUG
Topomyia yanbarensis is the source of this 2543-nucleotide messenger RNA. RefSeq names its product H(+)/Cl(-) exchange transporter 7 (gene ClC-b). Gene Ontology annotation, molecular function: protein binding; voltage-gated chloride channel activity. Gene Ontology annotation, cellular component: intracellular membrane-bounded organelle; lysosomal membrane. NCBI's taxonomy places the organism in Eukaryota, Metazoa, Arthropoda, Insecta, Diptera, Culicidae. Bases 143 to 2404 code for a protein of 753 amino acids. Gene Ontology annotation, biological process: transmembrane transport; chloride transport. The transcript is spliced from 6 exons. The record is from RefSeq and is a predicted model, not a curated record.